UUAUGAAUAUUACAAGGCGGGUCUAGCUACUUAUAUACAAGCUCCCUGUGGGUUUUUUCUCUUUCUUCCAUCACCUCCGCCUCCGUGUUUGUGCUCAGAAUCAGCCAGCGGCUCACUCCAGAACAAACUGCAAUGUGUGACAAGCUUCCCUUCAAAGUCGCUGAUAUCAGCCUUGCCGAGUGGGGGCGUAAAGCAAUUGACAUUGCUGAGAAUGAGAUGCCUGGGCUAAUGAAGUUAAGAGAGAUGUAUGGGACAACCCAGCCUCUGAAAGGAGCUCGAAUUGCUGGCUGCUUGCACAUGACUGUCCAGACAGCUGUGCUCAUUGAGACUCUCAAGGCCCUCGGAGCUGAGGUUCAGUGGUCUAGCUGUAACAUUUUCUCUACCCAGGAUCAUGCUGCUGCUGCCAUUGCCAAAACUGGUGUUCCAGUGUAUGCUUGGAAAGGGGAAACUGAUGAGGAGUAUGUGUGGUGCAUCGAGCAGACUAUCUACUUCAAGGAUGGUCAACCUCUUAACAUGAUCCUGGAUGAUGGAGGAGAUCUAACCAACCUUGUGCACCAGAAAUAUCCCAAAUUGUUGUCAGGAAUUAAGGGUCUUUCUGAGGAGACCACUACUGGGGUUCACAAACUCUACAAGAUGCUCAAGAUGGGUGAACUCAAAGUUCCUGCAAUUAAUGUGAACGACUCUGUUACCAAGAGUAAAUUUGAUAAUCUGUAUGGGUGCCGUGAAUCCCUGAUUGAUGGAAUCAAGCGGGCAACUGAUGUAAUGAUUGCCGGGAAGGUGGCUGUGGUAGCUGGAUAUGGUGACGUUGGUAAAGGGUGUGUUCAGGCUCUUCGAGCCUUUGGUGCCAGAGUCAUAGUCACAGAAAUCGACCCCAUCAAUGCCCUACAGGCUGCAAUGGAAGGCUAUGAGGUGACUACAAUGGAUGAGGCCAGUAAGGAGGGAAACAUUUUUGUGACAAGUACUGGCUGUGAGGAUAUUGUUCUGGGCAGGCACUUUGAGCAGAUGAAGGAUGAUGCCAUUGUUUGCAACAUUGGCCAUUUUGAUUGUGAGAUUGACAUGAAAUGGCUCAAUGAAAAUGCUGCAGAGAAAAUCAAUGUUAAACCUCAGGUUGACCGUUACCGCUUGAAGAAUGGACGCCAUGUUAUUGUAUUGGCCGAAGGACGACUUGUGAACCUGGGAUGUGCCAUGGGUCACCCCAGCUUUGUUAUGAGCAACUCUUUUUCCAAUCAAGUCCUUGCCCAGAUUGAGCUCUGGACCAACAGUAGCAAAUACACAGUUGGUGUGUAUUUCCUGCCAAAGAAGCUGGAUGAGGAGGUAGCUGCUGCCCACUUGGACAAACUUGGUGUGAGACUGACAAAACUAACAGAUAGUCAAGCCAAAUACCUGGGUAUACCUUCUGAGGGACCUUUCAAACCAGACCAUUAUCGAUACUGAGGAGCUUCUACCAAUUGGUCCAUGUUCAUGGUCAAUUAAAGUAGUGCACAGUCCACAAGCACUAGCCUUUUUGUGCCAAUGUUCUCAAAAAAAAGAUCAUUCAGGCUGUUCUAAGACAUCACAGACGUCUAUCACCCUCAAGAUGUACACCUCCAAAGUUGAAGCAAAGCCUCUUUUCAGAAGUCAGUAAGAGGUUGACUAUACGGUUAGUUUACUAGUUUAUUGUUCCAAUGCCCUUGUACUUUCCAGCCAUUAUUUUGUAAAUUCCAUGUGACUGUACAACAUGAAACAUUGCCUGUCAUUUCAUAAAAUCCUUUUUGACAAAAUAAAGAACAUGCCUGUA
Messenger RNA from Hemibagrus wyckioides, 1777 nucleotides. RefSeq names its product adenosylhomocysteinase (gene ahcy). Gene Ontology annotation, molecular function: adenosylhomocysteinase activity. Gene Ontology annotation, cellular component: cytosol. Bases 133 to 1434 code for a protein of 433 amino acids. The transcript has 10 exons. NCBI's taxonomy places the organism in Eukaryota, Metazoa, Chordata, Actinopteri, Siluriformes, Bagridae. The record is from RefSeq and is a predicted model, not a curated record. Gene Ontology annotation, biological process: L-methionine cycle.